Silurus meridionalis is the source of this 584-nucleotide messenger RNA. RefSeq names its product perforin-1-like. Bases 107 to 511 code for a protein of 134 amino acids. Lineage: Eukaryota; Metazoa; Chordata; Actinopteri; Siluriformes; Siluridae. The record is from RefSeq and is a predicted model, not a curated record. The transcript has 2 exons.
GGAUGAUAUUGUGAUUGUGUUGCCUUUAAAUUGACGUUGAAAAGUGAAGCGAGAGAGAGAGAGAGAGAGAGAGAGAGAGGUUUAUUUCACAAAAGCAGAUAAAACCAUGACGUUCUCCUCCAGUCCCCGGCUGGUGCAUCUCACCAUGUUCGUUUUACUCUGCCUGCCACUUCCCGUCCGUGCUGGCCUGCGUGUGUACGGCAUGCGUGCUAAAGGGCUGAAAGGUGAUUUUGGAACCGCUCCUGAUGCCUACGUGAAGCUGUUCGUCAGAAAUGAGUAUGUGAGCCAAACCUACGUGAUUAAGAGCAACUCGAACCCCUCGUGGAGCUCAUCCCUGACCUGGAGUAAAGCUCAAAUCACAAACAGCCUGAAACUGCAGGUUUGGGAUAAGGAUGCUAAGAAAGACGACCUUUUGGGAAUUUGUUACGCUCAGCUGCAGCGUGGCAUUUACACCUAUAAGUGCACUUUGAGCAAAGGAGGCACGCUGACUUAUUCGUACGAGUACAAGUGAAGUGAAUCAUCUGAUGUUUUCGACCUCGUCCUCGGUGUGUCUUAAAUAAAUAAAACCACUUUUUAGCAACUUA